GUGGAGGACCAGCAGCUGUCUCAACAUUCAGAAAGUGCUAAAAAGAAAAUAACACUGCCACUUUCUGCAACUUGGAUGGUCGUGAGGUCACAGGGAAGUCAGCAGCGAGCAAAAUGAAAAGUGACAGUUUGCAGGAGAAGAUGACAGGACAGGAAAACAUUUAGCUAUGGACAUCAUCUCAUGAUCGUGGGAGUCAAUAUUUCUUUUUAGGAAAUGUCUCACUUUUCCUCCACAUCACUGAGGGACUCCUGCAUGGAAAGCAGGGAAGGUGAAGGGUUAAAUUGUGGCCGGGGGAAACCUGAUGCUAAUUAAGUCUUAGGAAUGCCACAUACUGACAUUGUAGUGCAGAAUCUCUCACAGUGGGUCAGACAUGGAGAGAGCAGGCGGUAGGGCUGCGUGUGUCUAAUGUUUUAUUUUUUACUGAGACGUUCAAGCCAGUCUCACCGAACUCUGGAUCUGAAGAGAGACAACUAACGCAGAAGCAACAAUGGUUUUAGUAACACCUGUGUUGUUGUUGCUGCUGCUCUCUUGGAUAUCGACGCAAACUGUCGCAGAGGUCUGCCGGGGGACGCACUGCUACGGCGCGGAAACCAGCGAUCCAAUACCGUGCGUCGGAGCGCACUGUCCGGGGGGCAGAACCUCCAGACCGCCGCGGCACCAUCACCCGAGAGUGGCGCAUAUAGUGGCUGGCCAACACCAUGCGUACCCGGGCUCUCCAAGAGCAGUCUCAGAGGGGUAUCCGCCUGUGCAGCCACUUCGCGUGCGGCACACUGACAGCAGCAGUGGCACGCGGAUAAGAGCGCCUGAAGUUUUACCUGCAGGAUGCACGGAUGCGGACUGCGCCGCUCUUGUGAAACAAUUUCAGCCCACCACCAAUGACACCCGAGAAUGUAAAGGGAUCGAGUGCAGACUGCCGCUGAGGAUACGGCCAAAAGCCCGAGCGAAGUCAUGUGUGGGAGAGGGCUGUAGUUCAGAGGAGAGCCAGCUCCCUCCUGUCCAUCUGUCCGACAGAGCCGCACAGUUUAUGGGGGAUUUUCCGGAGCUUGGAUAUCCAUCUCCGGAACUUGGCGGAGCCCCUUUGGGUGUCCAGCUCACAUGUGACAUCAAGCCAGGAGAGAAUGAAGUUCCCUCAGAAGAUGCCCUCAUCUUGCACCUCCAGCUGGCCAAAGGGCAGGAGAAGCUGGUGGAGGCCCUGCGAACCCAGCAAAUAAUCAUCCGCGACCUGCAGCAGAAACUCGCCGACCAACAAGAGGCGCUUCUGUCCCAGCAGAGGGAGAUCCUGGACCAGCAGCGGCGCAUGUAUGAGCAGAUGGAUGUGGUGAAGAACCAGUAUGGCCUCCUCUCAGAGACCGUCAAACAGGUUUCCUUCCAGGGUCUGCAGGGUGAGCUGCAGAGCUACUUCGAGAGCCACCUGGCGGGUCUGCAGAGCCAGGCCCGCAGCCACCUGCAGAAAUCCUACGCCGUGCACAAAAUGGAUCUGGACUCCAAGACGAUGGAUGUAGUCGGAGAGGCUCAUUUUCCUCAACCUCUGCUGGGAUGCCCUACUUCCUGUGGGCAGGAGGAGUUCUGUGAUUUUCAGAAGGAUCCACCAAAGUGUGAGAAGUGCACCAUGUGUCCGCCGGGCUUCUUCCUGAUCUCACAGUGUUCUCCAACUGCAGACAGGAUGUGCCAGGACAGAGAUGAAUGCCUUGAAGUACCAACCAUUUGUGGAGAGCGGGUGAAGUGUCUUAAUACUCCAGGUGGGUUCAGGUGUCUGGGAGUUUCUGAGAGAGAAGCAGUCAUGGGUUUUUGUGGUCAUGACUACUUCUACAACCAGGAGCUGCAGGAGUGCCAGGCCUGCUCCGACUGUGAUGGAGAACCUGUUUCUGUCACCUGCACCGCUGUCACUGACUCUGUCUGCGGUCAGCCCUCAGAGAGCCAACUCUCCCAGUCUUGGGGGGCCAAUGUUGGAAUUCCUCAUGCUCGAAACUCUGGCACACACAUCUUCCCAGGGCUUCAACUAAACAUCAGAAGCAAAGAGAAAAUAGAUCUGUUGUCCAAUGAGGUGGGGCAGGUGACGUUCCUGCAGCAUGGCCUGGUCUGGUUGGAUCAUAACUUUGCGAUAAAGCACAGCUGCAGGAACUUCCUUCAGUUGGGAAUGAGGCUCAAUGGGAGCCAAGAAGAGGAGGGUCGGGACCUCAGUGGUGUUCGCAUCGAACAACCGGAUAAGAAAUACUUCCAAGGUGUCAGCGUCAGCAGUGGAGUAGAGGUGGAGCCCAACCACACCUUCACCCUUCAGCUGAAGAGUCCCAAUCAACACUGCAACCAGAGCAAGGAUCUUCACGUCUAUGAUAUCACCACCAAUUCUCUCAGCUUGCUCUGGUUGUCGCACGACACUGGUGCCGUAGCGAUGACGGCUCAGAUGUCCCUGUUGACGCACUACCAAACCAGCUACCGCCCGACGUUCCGCAUUACCUCAGUCUCCGACCCGUACAUGGUCAUUCUAACGCACGAUAACCGCGGUGUCCGCUUCACAGAAAGCGGUGUUGUAAAGUUCGUCCUCCAGCAGGCGCUUUACUCAAUGGGCCACACCUGUAUCAGAGAGGGUUUCUCCCUGAUCGCCUACACUAACCGCAACGGGACCGGCCAGGAGGCGAUGCAAGCCUUCAAGACGGGCGUCAACUACAGGGACACCUCCAUCACCCUCUCUGGCGCUGUGAGCGUCGCCGGCGGGGACACGCUCAGCUUCGAGAUCACGUCUCCUUCCCAGUGCAACAUCCGCUACUUUGGGGACAGCACCGGGAUCAGUAUGCUGAGUCUUAUCUGGAUUCCUUCAGCAGUGUCUUCAGCCCUGACCGCUACCGUGUCCAAGACCGGUCUGCCCUCCGGAGCGGUCAGGAACAAGCAGCUGUCCUUCCAGCAGAUCAGCCCGGACACGCCCCAGGUUCAUUUGUCUCGCCAAGGGGAGCCGAACAGCAGGAAGAACUUUGUCUUCCAUGAGAAAGGGACGGCGAACAUUGCCCUCAAUCUAAAGCUGAUUCACUCCUGCAAUAUUGUCAAACUCACUAUGCAGAAGGCUUUGGGUCCGGGGGGGACGGCAGCUCCUGUGGCCCAGCAGGUGUCUGGUUCAAUGCCUGAAGGGAGCGAGUGGGCCAGUAUCGGGCUGAGGGCCUCAUUUCCGGUCCAGAAUGGAACAGCAGUGUAUGUGACUCUGGAUUGUAUUCGAGGACGGGUUAACCAGAUUACACACGAGGGCGGCACUAACAUUUCCAUCCUCUGGGUUGCAGUGUAAUCCAAGAAGGGAUUUUGUCAUUAAUAGAUAUUUUGAAAAAAAAGACAGUUUUGCACAAUAUUGAAUUGCAGAGCAGAUUCAAGAAUUGACCAAAUGAAGAGAGAAUACUGGUAGAUGAUAAACUACUUCAUGCAUUGUAGAUGGAAACAACAUCUAUUUAAAUAUAUGUUUAGACUUUUAUUGUGAAUUAUUGUGCUUUUUCUUGAAGUACUUCAGCUGGUUGAGCAGUGACCAAUUCUUCAUGAGAUGUGUGUGUGUGUGCGAUUGUGUGAGUGUGUGUAUGUACAAUAUGUAUGAGUGUGUUCAUACAUGUGCAGUGGUGCCUAUAUAUGUGUGUACGUGUACAAAGACAUUGGCAUGCAUAUGUUUGUCAUUUAAUAUGUAUAUCCAUACAUUCCUGCACAUAUUUAACUUGUAUGUCACUUUUUGUAUCAUAUCACUAGGAAUUUUAAGGUGGCAGAGUUACAUGAGAAGAUAGACACUAUUCUACGAUAUAAGAGUGGUCUUAUAAACUGAGUUUUUGCCAUUUUCACAAAAGAAAAUCCCUUUAAUAAUUAGUUAUUAAAAGACAAAUGCUACAUAGUAAACUCAAACAAGCAGGAGUUGGUUUUUGAUGAUUUUUCCGACUAUAUUUAUUUGCAUUUUGUAAAACGGGACUUUUGUAUUUACACUAUAGAAUACAUAUAUUUGUCGGCUACGAAAAAAAUUAAAGAUAGAUUGUGGGGUAAGGCACUGAGUAGGCAGUGUUGCUUUUUAAAUACAUGCAGUGAUAGCCUCUAUCAUGUGUUUACUUGCACACAUAGUUUAACUCAGUAUUAUGGAAUGUGCAAACAUUAUACUUUGUUAUUCUUUUGCCUAAAUGCUGUCUCCGUGUGAAGAGUUGCCCAUGCAUAUCGUUGCUAAUUGCCUCUGUGUGUGUUCUGUCCUCGAAACAAUUAGGCAUAAUUAAGUGUUUCAGGGAGUUGGCAGGGAAGCCGCCACGGAAACUCUUUAUUCUCACUCCAUUUUGUUCAGAGAAUCUUUCAUUCUGUGGUUGGGCUACCUGCAUCAAUGCAUGCAUACUUGUUCAACACUAAAUAAAAUGUACAUAUGAUUUGCCAGAAAAAAA
Messenger RNA from Gymnodraco acuticeps, 4379 nucleotides. RefSeq lists its product as uncharacterized. Bases 488 to 3271 code for a protein of 927 amino acids. The record is from RefSeq and is a predicted model, not a curated record. The transcript is spliced from 5 exons. NCBI's taxonomy places the organism in Eukaryota, Metazoa, Chordata, Actinopteri, Perciformes, Bathydraconidae. Gene Ontology annotation, molecular function: protein binding; calcium ion binding.